AUGAUGCGCAGCUUCAGCGGGACACAGCGGACGUUCCUGCUCGUCAUGCUGAUGUGCGGCUUUUCGGCUAUGGUCACGGCACAGUCGUUGGCUAGUGAGUUUUUUAUUAUGUUUUAGGGGGGGGGAUUAAGUAUAGGGCGUUCACAAAUGUUUAAAUAAGGUAGGGCAAAAUUAAAUUUGUAGGAAAAAAUGAGUAAUCAAGAAGUUUUAGGCUUAGUUUCAAAUUGUUAGGCUUAGGUACACAUUUUUAGGCUUAGAUGCUCGUUUUAGGCUUAAGUACACAUUUCUAAGCUUAUGUACACAUUUUAGGCUUAUUUUGUAAUUUUUAGGCUUAGGUACGCAUUUUUAGACUUAGGUAAACUUUUUUAGGCUUAGUUACAGAUUUUAGGCUUAAGUACACAUUUCUAAUGUGUAUACACAUUUUAGGCCUAGGUAUACAUUUUUAGGCUUAGAUACCAAUUUUAGGCUUAGGUACGCAUUUUUAGGCUUAAAUACACUUUUUUAGGCUUAAGUACACAUCUUAGGCUUAGGUAAACAUUUUCAAGAUUAGGUGCACAUUUUGGGCUUAGGCACGCAUUUUUAGGCUUAUUUACACUAUUUUGAGGUUUAAGAAGAGGUCUUUGGCUUGUUCGAAAGUUUUAGGCUUAUAAUGUAGUUUUAGGCUUAAGUAAACAUUUUUAAGCUUAUAUAAAUAAUUUUUAGGCUUACGCAUCUAAUUCUAGGCUUACGCACUUAACUUUAAGCUUAAAAUAGAUACUAACUAGGGUAGGGUAGGGUAGGGUACGGUAGGGUAGGGUAGGGUAGCGUAGGGUAGGGUAGGGUAGGGUAGGGUAGGGUAGGGUAGGGUAGGGUAGGGUAGGGUAGGGUAGGGUAGGGCAGGGUAGGGUAGGGUAGGGUAGGGUAGGGUAGGGUAGCGUAGGGUAGGGUAGGGUAGGGUAGGGUAGGGUAGGGUAGGGUAGGGUAGGGUAGGGUAGGGCAGGGUAGGGUAGGGUAGGGUAGCGUAGGGUAGGGUAGGGUAGGCUAUAAAACUGACACCGUAAUUUUUAAUAAUUUCCGCUUAUUUUACGCAACUACUCGAUGUUUGAAGACGCUUCUGCGGUUCGAAACCAGUUGAUUUUUUGUUUAGAUUCACGCUACUUAAAGCCGUCCUUAUUCGAUUAAAAACGGAACAUUUUUUGUCGGAUUGAUGGGAUUGAGUAAUGGGAUGCAACAAAACUGGUUGUGUUCGGUUUUUGCCGUCGAAAAGAGUCAUUUUGACUGUUUUUUUUUAAUUUAAAAAAAAUUUAAAAAAUUUAAAAAAAAUUUCGAAAUUUUAAAAUCUUUGGAAUUUACAAGGAAAGUACCCCUGCCCCGCUCUAAUUGUCUUCAAACUUUUAUAUAUUAGGUUGUUCACAUAAUUCUGCGCCCACGUAUUCCACAAACUAGCUUUGAGAAGGGGCACAGAAUUAAAUGAACAAGCUAAUAAAAAGAUUAUGUAAAUAUAAGAUGUUCAGCACAUUACUAGACCGCGCUUUCCAGGAAAUCUCGAGAAAAUCGAGAGGUCAAAAAAUUAGGUUUUGAAUUUCUUGCCAAAUUGGCAUUGUGUUUCAAGCUUACAACUUUGCCAUUUUUUGACUUUUAUGAAUUUUUCUUUGAUAUACUAGUAGAAUACCUAUAAAUGAGCCUACUUUUUUAAAUUUGUAAGCGUAUCUUGUCUGAAAAGGCAAAAAAAAGUGCUUGAAACACAAUGCCAAACUUGCCAAAUUGGCGGGAAAUCAAAAUAAUUCAAAUUUAAAACUCAAAAGCGCGAGCUAAAAUUUUUUAUUGGUAAAAUUUCAUUUUAUGUUGCCGCCAAAUAAACAAAAAUCAAUAUAAAUUUUAAAAAAAAACGAGGUGAAAAAUCGUAUUUUACAAUAAAAAAAUUAAAAAUCCACCCCCACUUUACCCUAGCCCUACUAGUUAUUGAAAAAAGUAAUGGUUACAAAGUGCAAAAAGAAAAAAAAUUGGGCGUGCCCGGUUAGCUCAGUCGGUAGAGCACCAGACUCUUAAUCUGGCUGUCGCGGGUUCGAGCCCCGCAUCGAGCUAAGGCUCUUUUUGAUGAAUUACUGGGCUAAAAAGUUGUUUUUUGGGAUUUUAAAGUGUUGGAAAUGUAAAAUACGCUUUUCUUAAGCUUUGCCUAUUUAAAUUUUAGAAUUUUAACUUUGUUUUUUACUUAAAAUUUUAAAAAAUUUAGCUUUUUCUCUUAAAACAUUUUAAAAUUUUGCCAUUUUUUCUAUUUUUUAGUAAUGUUAAGCCUCAAAACCAAAUUUUAUAGACCUAAAAAUGACUUUUUUUAAACUUUUUGAUCAUUACUUACCAUCAAAACCCAAUUUUCAGACAGCUUCUUCACCGAACCCGACACAUUUCCCGGUUUUACGACGCGGGUCGGGCCAAAAGCUCUCGAUUUAAUGGCUGAAUACCUAAAACAACGUGUAAAUAAGUUUAUGAAGUUUGGAACAGUAGCAUACAACUUGACCGUACCGUUAACACCAUUGGUACGGUUUUCGUUAUUAUCAAAUGGCGUAUCCGGCUUUGAUGGGAGCAAUUUUCAGUCUGGACUAAAGGUUACUCCGAACAAGGAGUUAUUGUGGACUGUAAGUUGAUUUUUAGCUUUAUAAAACAUCAAAAAAGCAAAAAAAUCUUGAUUUAUAGCCCAUCUGUCUCUAUAUUUUACAUUUCUGUAACUAUUUCCCCUUGUCGCAAAAUGCCAAGAUUUGGCGCCAAAACAAAAAUUUGAAUUUUUUCAAAAGUCAAAACCGUUUUCAGGGCUCAAACAUGAAAAUCACGAUAAACUCAAUAUACCGAGUGACCAGCAGUGCAGGCGAAGUGACUGGUUCAGUUCCAGUGACUUUCGACCGGUCGACCGUCGAGCUGGCACUUCAAACAGCCGUCAACACUGAUGGACACUUGAAGACGGAUUUACAAAGAUGUCGUGUACUAUUGAAUGAUAUUCAUUUUGAAUUCGCGCAAUCUGAUGCUGAUCUUAUUAGAAACUACAUGCCUUUUAUUCAUCGUGCUGUUAGGGAUCAGGUUGAUAAUGUAAGUUGAUAUUGGGUUCUGGCACGAAAACUUUUUUUUAGGAUUGAAAAAAAUGAAAAAAAAAAACAUUAAAAAAACUUAAAGUUUUUAAAAUUUUUACAUUUUUUAUUAUUUUUUAAAAUUUUUUAUUUUCUGUGUCCCACUACGAAAACAUGAUUUUUUAUUUUUGAGCUUUUAAUCGAUAUAAACUAGAAAGAUGUUAAAAAACAACUCAGAGUUAGAUAAAUUUUUAUAUUUUUUACCAUUUUUUAAAAAUUUUUAUUUUUUGGGUCCCACUACGAAAACUUGAUUUUCUAUUAAAUUGGCUUGUAUAAGGUCUAAAAUGGUAAAACUAGCGCAAAUGUUGUUACAUAGUGUUAAAGAAACACAAUUUCAGCUUCUCUGCCCCACCUUCCACGCCGAACUAGUACCAGUCAUCUCCAACCGCCUGCUCAACACGCCGAUGAGCGCCGCCCUAUUCGACCACUACUUUAUCAACUACGGCCUAAUGGGACCACUACUCUACAAUCACGACGGUCUUGAGCUGCGUCAUCGUGGUAAUGUGUUUGGCAUUCUGAGACAAGGCCGUACCAGAUUGAACGAUUUCCGUUUGCCAUUCAGAAGUGCACCAUUGUACAGUCAGCCGGAGAACAAGCACAUGGUCAGCUUUCAGAUGAGCAACUACACUUUGGCUUCGUUGAUGUUCUGGAUGGAUCAGUAUAGGUGGGUUAUGUCUUUCUUGAUACUUUUUUUUUAAUUUUGAGACAUUUUUGGUUUAAAAUAAAAUAUGUCAUGAUGACACAUUUUUUCAAAAAACGUGUUACUAAGACAGAUAUAUUUUUUUUUUUAUAAAUGGCAUGAUGAGUUAAAUAUUUUAGUUAUAAAAUUUGUUUUUUAAAAAUAAAGUGAAAAUAUGUCAUGCUGACACAUUUUUUUCCUCAUGAUGAUACAUUUUUCUAAAAAGAAAUUCAUAAUUACACAUUUUUUAAAGUUUUUUUUUAAAUUUUUUUUAAAUCUGUCAUUAUGACAUUUAUUCCGAAAAAAUAUGUCACGAUGACAACUUUUAUUCUAAAAAAUCUGUCAUAAUAACCUGCAAAAUUCUAAAAAAGCUUGGUAUGCUGACAUUUAAAAUUUAAAAAACUUGUCAUGAUGACCUGCUGAAUUCUAAAAAAAAUUGUCUUGCUGACACCUUUAAUUUAAAAAUCUGUCAUGCUGACACCAAAAAAUUUAAAAACCUGUCAUGCUGACUUUAUUAAAAUUUCAAAUUUCAGAAAAUUCGACUACGAAAUCAGUAAAACGAGCGUGAACGACAGUAACAUUGCCGGUUACCUUCGCACGGAGUGUGGUCCACAAGACAUUUGUGCAGGAACUUUGUUUCCAGCUUUGGCCGCCAAGUUUGCCAAAGGCGUGGUAAACAUAAAAACCCACACCGUCACAUUCCCACACGUUCGGAUCGAAAAUGGCAAGGUGAAGGUGAUCGUGGACAGUCGAAUUGACGCUUUUGUCGCCGUGAGUUGGGAAAUAACAAAUCUUUUAAUUAUGUCAUGAUGACAAGAGCCGGGCGGGUUAUUUUGUUCCUAUAUAAAACUGGAGAGAUCUUUAGGCUUACUUUUAGGCCUUAGAAGGAAAUUUAAGGCUUAAUAACGGGUCUUAGGCUUAGAUAUACAUUUUUAGGCUUAAGUACGCAUUUUUAGGCUUAGGUGCACAUUUUUAGGCUUAGAUAUACAUUUUUAGGCUUAAGUACGCAUUUUUAGGAUUUGAUACGCAUUUUUAGGUUUAGGUACACAUUUUUAGGCUUAAAAACAGAGUUUAGGAUUAGAUACACAGUUUUAGGCUUAGUUACACAUCUUUAGGCUUAGGUACACAUUUUUAGGCUUAAUUACACAUUUUUAGGCUUAAUUACACAUUUUAGGCUUAAAAACAGAGUUUAGGAUUAGAUACGCAGUUUUAGGCUUAGUUACACAUUUUUAGGCUUAGAUAAACAUUUUUUACGGGUGUGUUUUUAUUUUUGAAUGGGUGAGGAUAUUUUGAUUUAUUCAAACCUCUUUUUUCAAAAUCUGACCGUAUUUUAGCAACCAGACAAGAACCGUCGCUUCCUCACGGCCAAUAUGUUGGCCGAAUUGGUGCUGUCCAAGGUUCAAUUCAAGGACUACACCAUUACUGGCAAACUGAACAUUGAUUCAUUCAAAAUCAGCGACGUUGUGUCACUUGUUGAUGGCAUUGACGCCAAUUCGAUCGAGUUCCUGAUCAACGCUUUGAAUGACUUGAUUUUGAAUGACGAAAUUUCGAAAAAAUUAAAGGAUGGUAAGGCAUUUAAGGUUAAAGAUGUAUGAUAUGCGAAUAGCGGGUCCCACCACGAAAACAUCAUUUUUUUAUAAAAAUGUUGUUUUUAUUGUAAGAAUGGGUUUUAUGGGUAAGAAUAGUUAGGUUUUUACAAUUUUCAAUGAUUUUCGUGAAUAUUUUUAAAUUUUUGGGUCCUGCCACAAAAACUUGAACUUUUAAAAUUUUUGCUUUUUUUGAUAAAAGUUGCAUAUGUAGGACAAUUAAGACGUCUCAAGGCCGUUUUUAAGUUAAAAUUUUAAUUUUUAUUGCAAAAAUUUUAAAGUUGUGGGUCCCACCGCGAAAAAAUUACUUUUCAAAAGCAUCCCCUUAUAUUCAACAAUUUUUAGGUAUAAAACUGCCCAUCGUAUUUGAUUUCGAACAAGCCUCGUCGGAAGUGAUUUUCGAAGCCGACAAAAUGACAAUUCAUGCCGACUACUGCUUCGAGGAGGGCUGUAAACAAGUACAACAAGCGGCCAAAGUGGAGACUAGCCAAGAUAUGGACGUAAAUUACUAUGAUGCCGCGGGCUAA
Messenger RNA from Bursaphelenchus okinawaensis, 5887 nucleotides. Lineage: Eukaryota; Metazoa; Nematoda; Chromadorea; Rhabditida; Aphelenchoididae. The record is from the annotation of a GenBank genome assembly.